Molecule: messenger RNA, 1215 nt
Organism: Capsicum annuum
Lineage: Eukaryota; Viridiplantae; Streptophyta; Magnoliopsida; Solanales; Solanaceae
Product: zinc finger protein JAGGED
Exons: 5
Coding region: 254-1027 (257 amino acids)
Molecular function (GO): DNA-binding transcription factor activity
Source: RefSeq, a predicted model, not a curated record
CCCCAAGAUCUGCAUAUGUAUGUUCAAUUUUAUAGAUAGAUUUGGCAGAAAGAAAAAAUUAAAAGAAACUGAUAGAGAAAGCCCCACAAAACACACACACCUCAAACCUUUUUCUUCAUCAUCACUCAAAGUCUUCAAACUCAAACUCCAACUAUAGCCUCUCUAUACAUUUUCAGUCCCAAACUGAAAGUCUUUUUAAUUAUUUGGCCAAAUCUUCUUUACUCACUUGUAGUAAUACUAUUCCUCCCACAUCAUGAGUCCAGAAAGAAAUCCCCUUGACCUCAACAACUUACCUGAAGAUUCUUGUAGAGAUGGUAAACAAGUUCUUGAAGGUAGCUCUUCAUCUUCUGGAGGGUAUAGAAAAAAGAAAAGUGGCAGUAAAGAUGGAAAAGAAGAUUGUGGUAAAGUCUAUGAAUGUAGGUUUUGUUCCCUUAAGUUCUGCAAAUCUCAAGCACUUGGGGGACACAUGAACCGCCAUCGCCAAGAGAGGGAGACAGAAACACUAAAUCGAGCUCGUCAACUUGUCUUCAACAAUGAUAACCUAAUUCCUCCUCAUCACCUAAGUUGCCAGACAAUUCCUCAUGGAGGUUAUCACCAAUCAACAAACAUAGGUGAUCCAACAUUGUCAUAUCGACCACCACCACCAUCGCUUUAUCCAACAACAAGGUUAUUUUCAGGCAACUCCACCACCAACACUCUUUUGCCACCACCACCAUCACAACCACCAUACAUGUACGCGUCUCCACCACGUAUGGUUUCAUUCUCAUCUCAUCAUCAAUAUCCAUCCCAAACAAAUGACUACUACCUUGGCCACGUACUAUCAGGAUCCAACACACACUCGACAAGUACUACUAUGAAUAACUUCAUGGGAUCAUCCGCUUUAGCGUCUGAUCAUGGUAACAACAACAACAACAAUAAUUACACUUGCAUUGGUGCACCAAUAGGACAUGGACUUGGACUUGGCAAUAAUGGAAGUGGCUCUACUGGGAAACAUCAACAUUUGGAUCGAUUUCAAGAUGGAUUUUAGUGUAGUUUUUUUCAUAUUAUUUUGCUUUAUUUCCCUAUGCUAUGUUUAACUUCUUUUCUUUUCUCUAGUCUUAAUGGUCUUUUUAAUGUAGAAUUAUAAUUAAAGUUUUGUACACUGUCAGUUUAAAAAGAUUAAUUUUACAUUAUGAUUAGUGUAUAAUUAAAUGUUUAUAUAGCAGCCUAUCCCUC